Messenger RNA from Vicugna pacos (alpaca), 2774 nucleotides. It is a transcript of the gene VRTN, whose product is annotated as vertebrae development associated. Lineage: Eukaryota; Metazoa; Chordata; Mammalia; Artiodactyla; Camelidae. Gene Ontology annotation, biological process: regulation of transcription by RNA polymerase II. Gene Ontology annotation, molecular function: sequence-specific DNA binding. Gene Ontology annotation, cellular component: chromatin. The record is from RefSeq and is a predicted model, not a curated record.
AAUGGUCCACCACAGAUAUGAAACCCGUUCUGGAGUGAGAGUGGUGCUUAGUUGGGGACGCUGCCCGCAGGGUACUUAAAUGUCCCAAGCUGGAAGGUGGAGAGAGAAGUGGAUGCCCCCUGGGCUCUGGGCCACCCUCGAGGAUGACAUCUCGAGAGCAGCUGGUGCAGCAGGUGCUGCAGGAGCUGCAGGAGGCAGUGGAGUCCGAGGGCCUGGAGGGUCUUGUUGGUGCUGCUCUGGAGGCCAAGGAGGUCCUGUCUUCCUUUGCUUUCCCCACCUGCCGGGAAGGAGGCCCUGGCCCCCAGGUGCUGGAGGUGGACUCAGUGGCCCUGAGCCUGUAUCCAGAGGAUGCUCCCCGGAACAUGUUGCCGCUGGUGUGCAAGGGUGAGGGCAGCCUGCUGUUUGAGGCGGCCAGCAUGCUGCUGUGGGGCGACGCAGGUCUCAGCCUGGAGCUGCGGGCCCGCACCGUGGUGGAGAUGCUGUUGCACAGGCACUACUACCUCCAAGGCAUGAUCGACUCCAAGGUGAUGCUGCAGGCUGUGCGCUAUUCCCUGUGCUCUGAGGAGUCUCCCGAGAUGACCAGCCUGCCGUCUGCCACGCUAGAGGCCAUCUUUGAUGCAGACGUCAAGGCCACCUGCUUUCCUAGCAGCUUCUCCAACGUGUGGCACUUGUAUGCCCUCGCCUCUGUCCUUCAGCGCAACAUCUACUCCAUCUAUCCCAUGCGCAACCUCAAGAUCCGGCCCUACUUUAACCGCGUCAUUCGGCCCCGCCGCUGUGACCACAUGCCUGCCACGCUGCACAUCAUGUGGGCUGGCCAGCCCAUCACCAGCCACCUCUUCCGCCACCAGUACUUUGCCCCCGUGGUGGGGCUGGAGGAGGUGGAGGUUGAAAGUGCCACCACUGGGCUGGCCCCGACUCCUCCAGCCCUGGCCUCGCUGCCCCCGCCUGCCAAGACCCUGGAGCUGCUCAACCGGGAACCCGGCCUCAGCUAUUCCCACCUCUGUGAACGCUACAGUGUCACCAAGAGCACCUUCUACCGCUGGCGGCGGCAGUCCCAGGAGCACCGGCAGAAGGUAGCCACCCGCUUCUCAGCCAAGCACUUCCUGCAGGACAGCUUCCACCACGGGGGCGUCGUGCCACUGCAGCAGUUCCUCCAGAGGUUCCCCGAGAUCUCCCGCUCCACCUAUUAUGCCUGGAAGCACGAGCUCGUGGGCUCUGGCGCCUGCCAGGCCCUGGCCUCCAAGGAGGCUCUGGCGAUGGAGGAGCUGGAGAAGCUGCCGGAGGAGCAGGUUACCGAGGGGCUGGGAUGCUCCUCGCCGGCAGCGUCAAGCCCUGGAAUGGUCUUAAUGCAGCGGGCCAAGUUGUACCUGGAGCACUGCAUCUCCCUGAAUACACUGGUACCCUAUCGCUGCUUCAAACGCAGGUUCCCUGGCAUCUCCCGGUCCACCUACUACAACUGGCGCCGAAAGGCCCUCCGAAGGAACCCCAGCUUCAAGCCAGCACCAGCCCUCUCAGCGGCCGGGGUGCCUCAGCCAGCAUCUGUUGGGGAGAAGGCCUUACCCCUUUGCAAGGAUGAGGCAGGAGAGGGGGCAGGGAAAGCAACAGGUGGGGGACCACCCGCCCCCCGGGAGUUCUUGCCUCUGAGGAUGCCCCUGUCCCGCUGGCAGAGGCGUCUGCGCAGGGCAGCCCGCAGGCAGGUGCUGAGUGGGCACCUCCCCUUCUGUCGCUUCCGUCUCCGCUAUCCAAGCCUGUCACCCUCCACCUUUUGGGUCUGGAAGAGUCUUGCCCGGGGUUGUCCCAGAGGCCUGUCCAAGCUCCAUAUACAGGCCCCCACUUUGGGCAAAGGGGGCAUACAGGAGGCAGAGGAGAAGCAGGAGAAAGAAGCUGGCAGGAAUGUGACAGCUGUCAUGGCCCCACCUGCAGGGACCCCACAGGUGGCAGCUUCUUCAGGAGAGGAUCCUGGGAAGGCCCUGGGAGGGCCUUCCAGAGAGGGGGCCCUGCAAGAAGGGGCUGCGGCCCAGGGCCGGCCCCCCAGUGGGUCUCUGACCAGCCAUCCUGUGGUGGCAGAGGCAGUGGGUGGCGGAGACGGCCAGGUGCUGGUGAUGGACAUGCUCGCCACCACAAAGUUCAAGGCCCAGGCCAAGCUGUUCCUGCAGAAGCGCUUUCAGUCCAAGAGCUUCCCCUCCUACAAGGAGUUCAGUGCUCUCUUUCCCCUCACUGCCCGCUCUACCUACUACAUGUGGAAGCGUGCCCUCUAUGAUGGCCUCACCCUGGUCGAUGGCUGACAGGGAGGUGUGAUGGGCUGGGAGGAAGGGGACCACUUUGGAGGGGGUCAGGGACCUGAGUUGCCCACUGGCUUGGCCAGGAUCCCUUUUGCUCCUACAGUGUCUACCCUGAAUCCAAGGGCAGAUUUGUGUUUCUCCCUAGCUCCAGGGCAGAGAGAACCAGAGGUCAGCCGUCUGGCCUCCUGCAGAGACUACAGGGCCGGAGAUGUUCUCUUCAGUUGUUUACUGUUCUUAUUUUUAUUGUUGUGUCUUGGUUUUAGUUUUUGUUUUGAUUUGAGUGGGUUGGCUGGGCCCCCUUGCUGAUGUUGGAAGCUGUAUGUGUGGGGAUCUGAAGGGGGGGUUGGUUAGCUAAAUCUGCUUUCAGCUUUUCCUGGGGACAAAAGGAGUAUUGUAGCCUGGCCAUCUGUCCGAUUGGGCAGAAUAUGUCUUCAGUUCCUUUUGGGGGUUGGCACCCUCCUGACUCAAAGAGAUUUCCCAAAAGAACAUUAG